AUGUCCUUCCUUUUUGUUUUCUCCCAGAACGAGACGCUUCACCUACCACGAGUCAAUCGGUUCGAUCGAGGCAUCUAUCGAUGUCAUGCGGCAAACAACGUCUUUGGCUCCACCGAAUACGACGUGAUGCUGGAGGUCAACUACAAACCACAGAUCCGAUUGGCUCGUUACAAGGGAGCCUAUGGUCAGGUAAGUAGCCAUUUCGUCUAA
Molecule: messenger RNA, 210 nt
Organism: Dibothriocephalus latus
Lineage: Eukaryota; Metazoa; Platyhelminthes; Cestoda; Diphyllobothriidea; Diphyllobothriidae
Source: the annotation of a GenBank genome assembly